Clonostachys byssicola is the source of this 456-nucleotide messenger RNA. NCBI's taxonomy places the organism in Eukaryota, Fungi, Ascomycota, Sordariomycetes, Hypocreales, Bionectriaceae. The record is from the annotation of a GenBank genome assembly.
AUGCUAGACCUAGACGCCUUCGAUCGCCUCUGCCUCAUCAAAGACGCCGAGAAGCCGGCGCCGACGCACGAAAUUCCAGCGGGGGAACUCAACCACGCAACCAAAACCAACAACGAUUGGGCCUCCAAGCUCGCCCGGAACGCUCGUAUGCGUGACUCGAAGCGAGGACCGGCCGGAGAGCCCCAGCUGAAGUGGCACGAAGACGCAGCGGACAAGGAAAGAAUGCACAAGAAGCUCCGCCGUGCCAUGCACCUCGACUGGGUGGAGGACCUCGCACCGGAAAGUGAACACAUCCCAGACUGCGACCUCUUGAUCGACAAGCUAGACCAGCAUAUGGAGGAGAUCGCCCUCCGGCGAGUUGUGGUGACGAAGAAGCAGGGAUGGGCACGUUUGGCAAUGACCGCUGCCGCCCUUGUCGCUUGCGUCUCGAUCUUGAGGGAACUUUCAUAUUGGUAA